Molecule: messenger RNA, 558 nt
Organism: Trichophyton benhamiae CBS 112371
Lineage: Eukaryota; Fungi; Ascomycota; Eurotiomycetes; Onygenales; Arthrodermataceae
Exons: 2
Coding region: 1-558 (185 amino acids)
Source: RefSeq, a predicted model, not a curated record
AUGCUCUCUUCACAAACGACUGUGCUACUCAUAAUAGUAGCUGAGGUAUUGAGCUUUCUAAUUCUCCUGGGUCUGCUGGUCGUUCUAUACCGCAUUCUUAUUGUACGGUAUAAGGAGAAGAAAGCAUCUACUCCACGGGACAUUGACAAGGAGCUCCUUCACCCAGCACUACGAAUCAACACCAAUGUCAACACCAGCAAUUCACCACCCGUAAUUCAAUCAACGAUCACCAAGCCAAGCGCCACUGCAAACCCUACCAACAAGCCAACGUACACUCCGCCAGAGCCAUUCCAGUCCGCUAGCGCCCAACUACAGUAUAAAUACCUUCUUUCACGCCUACACACCCGUCCUCAGAGGACACAAGCUCUGCGAUCGGAGUCUGUUCCUCGCCAUUGCUCAUCUCACGUCCCAAGGUCCGUUAGACCGAUCCAUACCACUUUGCUACCGCCUAAGAAGCUGCCAGUUAUUCAAGAAUCGGUGGCUAGGGGGAGCGUGAAUGUUGUUUCUCCUUGUUCAGAUGCUGUUCGACCUCCUACUUCGGCAGAUCAGGUUAUUUAA